AUGGGAUCUGUGUGUUAGAAGGGGGAUGGCAUUAUCAAUUGGCCAUGCUAAAGCAAUCCGAGAGGUUCCAAUCCAAGAGCAACUUUCACGGUAAUUCCUGAGGAGGACUCCGUAAUUUACUCUUAAUAUGAUCGCUCGGUUUUUACAGCUAGCUAGUUUUAUCAGAAUCCAGAGACUCAAAGACAAACAUUAAUAUUGGGAAGUGCAAUUAGUGGGAAUAACAAACUCUAAAUCUUGAAUGUUUACUUAUCUAAAUUACUUUCGUCGCAUUCCAUUAAACUAACAAAUACAAGAAGCCAUGCAUAUGAAGUAUCUUUAACCAACAUUAAUCCUGAAGUGAGUUGCUAUUGUGAAUGGCAUCUCGAGGCAGACAAGUUGCCCAUUAGUUCUGGGGAUAAAAUAGAUUUGGUACAUGUUCUGACAGGAAGAUAUCUUCUAGCAACUGAGCUCGAUGAAGAGGGCAUAGUUUAUUGUGGGUAUGGUUCAAAUAGAUGUUGGACUAUUGAAUUUGAAGAUAACAUUUUAAAAGAUGGGGCAAUAUUUGAAUUGAAACAUAAUGAAAUUACUAAAUACUUAUCCUUCUUAAAUAAAAAAGCAUCGCUGUCACAUAAUAGGUAGGUUUGCUUAAAUGACAAUGAGGGGAAGAACAACUAUUGGAAAUUAGUUUUGAUUUAAUGA
Messenger RNA from Paramecium tetraurelia, 678 nucleotides. RefSeq lists its product as uncharacterized. The record is from RefSeq and is a predicted model, not a curated record. The transcript has 4 exons. Lineage: Eukaryota; Ciliophora; Oligohymenophorea; Peniculida; Parameciidae.